CGCUGCUUCCUUAUCCGGGGUAAGGAGGAGGCCUCCACCUCAGGCCUCGGGCUGUGUUAUCUGCUCGUCCCAUGCCAGGGAUACCCAGACCGGGGUGACCGAUGCAGCGGGCAUCGGGGAGGCCCUCCCGAGUCCCCGCAUCUGAUGAAACAUGAAGAUCUUAAGUCGGGUGUGUGUGUCCAGUCUGCUGCUCUGUGUCAUCCUCUGGUUGUGCUGGAUUAAAGCAAACAUCAAGGAACCGGCAGAGCCGCCAUCUUUUCUACCUCAUGAACUGCAGCUCUGGGGAUACAGCAGACUUCCAGAUGGCGAGCCUCUGGUCAGGAAUCCCUGUAAAACCUGCGCCGUGGUGUCCAGCUCAGGGCAGAUGCUUGGCUCCGGCCUGGGGCCACACAUUGACCAGGCCGAGUGCGUCCUGCGCAUGAACACAGCUCCUACUUUCGGCUACGAGUCGGACGUCGGCAGCCGCAGCACCUUGAGGGUUGUGUCUCAUACAAGUGUACCUCUACUGCUACGCAACCAGACCUACUUCUUCCAGCACUCCCAGGACACUGUGUAUGUGAUUUGGGGACCCCCCAGACAGAUGGACGUUGACCACGGGAUCAUGUAUCGCGCCUUGGUACGAGCUAAGGACAAGUUUCCUGGAAUUAAUAUCUACACGCUUACUCAGAAUAUGAUGGCCCACUGUGACCAGGUCUUCCAGAAUGAGACUGGGAAGAACAGAGCCAUGUCUGGUACGUUUCUUAGCACUGGCUGGUUCACUAUGAUCUUGGCCAUGGAUCUGUGUGAGGAGGUCUCCGUGUACGGGAUGGUGAGCGAGAACUACUGCAGCGACCGCUCACACCCGCCGGUGCCUUACCAUUAUUAUGAAAAGGGGCGGCUGGAUGAAUGUACAACUUACAUGAUGCACGAGAGAGCGUCACGGGGAGCCCAUCGCUUCAUCACCGAGAAAGCCGUCUUCUCCCGCUGGGCCCGAAGGAGACGGAUCUAUUUUAAACACCCAUCCUGGGAGGCUUGAGGCUGGCAGCAACCUCCUUUUUAUACUGACAAGCAGACAUUUUUUGUAUUGGAGGCAGGUAAAGCGGAUCUCAGGCGUCAGUCCCCGCCGCUCUUGGCGUUCUGUGGAAAUCACAGGAGAAAAGUAUUAUGACAAUCCUAAACCUGCUCAUUUAUUCGUAUACUUUUUAUGACUCUUUUAAGACAUUUGCCGCUUGCAUGUGUUUGGAGGAGGCACAGGGUAAAGGCAAGCGGGUGCACGUACAUUAAGUAGGCGUUUGUAGUGAGGCCACGUACAGACGCUACUGUGCUGCUGUGACGUGCACCGAGCAGCAUCAUGCUGGAUUUUGUAUGGAACAAGCAGUAUUAUUUAUUUAUGUGGUUCUAAUCAUGGUUUCUGCAGUUCCUCCCAGCACCACCGGGGGGAGCCACAAACCUCAGUGUUAAAACAACAGGUUUUUGUUGGCGUAGCAAAUCUUUUUAACAAUUCCACUUGUGUACGGCAAGUUCUGACAACCGCAAGUUAUUACAGGUACUGGGGACUUUGCUAGUAUCACAGGCCACUAAAGGGGCCCUCCGGAUUUAUUAUUUUCUGAUAUUUGUGCAGGGCUAUCUCUGGCAGAGAGAUGAAUGGAGAGGCAGCGAUGGGGAUGAGUGGAGUGCAAUAGCCUCAAAGACUAGGUUUCAUUAAAGGCUAUGGACACCUUUGGGGGCUUUUUUUUUUUUUUUUAGGAUUGCAUUUUACUCAUUUUGGGCUAAGUCAUUUUUUCAAUUGGUCUUUUAUGUUCAGCUGUUUCUGAGACACAAGGGUUAAAACUCAGUCUGUUUGCAAGCUCUUCGUGUUUUCUUUGAAUCCUGUCAGCUGACAGCUCAUGUGUUGCUCUUAUCAGACCUAUUUAAGCCAUAUUCUUAUCAAGUUUGAUUAACAUUGAGCCAUAAUGAGCAUUUAGGAGAUCAGAGAUAAGAGCUACUCAUGAGCUGUCAGGUGACGGGAUUGAAAGAAAACAGAAAGUGACAGCUUGCAAACAGACUGAAUUUUAACACCUGCAUCUCAGAAACGGCUAA
Molecule: messenger RNA, 2058 nt
Organism: Bufo bufo (common toad)
Lineage: Eukaryota; Metazoa; Chordata; Amphibia; Anura; Bufonidae
Gene: ST6GALNAC4
Product: ST6 N-acetylgalactosaminide alpha-2,6-sialyltransferase 4
Exons: 6
Coding region: 152-1015 (287 amino acids)
Biological process (GO): oligosaccharide metabolic process; ganglioside biosynthetic process
Molecular function (GO): alpha-N-acetylgalactosaminide alpha-2,6-sialyltransferase activity
Source: RefSeq, a predicted model, not a curated record